Molecule: messenger RNA, 4845 nt
Organism: Musa acuminata AAA Group (dessert banana)
Lineage: Eukaryota; Viridiplantae; Streptophyta; Magnoliopsida; Zingiberales; Musaceae
Product: CLIP-associated protein-like
Exons: 21
Coding region: 184-4557 (1457 amino acids)
Biological process (GO): microtubule cytoskeleton organization
Cellular component (GO): cytoplasmic microtubule
Molecular function (GO): microtubule binding
Source: RefSeq, a predicted model, not a curated record
AUUUGGCUUUCUUCUCUCUCUCUCUCUCUCUGUCUGUUUGUCUCUCUCUCGAUCUGUCGAUCCUCGGGAGAAGUUUGGCCCCAAAUUCCACCAGAUCCGAUAGUUCUUACUGUCUCCCGGGGGGCGGAACCCUAAUUCUUGCCCUUAUUGUUCGAGAUCGGCGGUCCUCUCGCCGGGGGUCCGAUGGAGGAGGCAUUGGAGAUGGCGCGGGCCAAGGACACCAAGGAGCGGAUGGCCGGGGUGGAGCGGCUCCACCAGGUCCUGGAGGCCACCACCAAGAGCCUCUCCACUGCGGAGGUCACCGCCCUCGUCGACGCAUGCAUGGAUCUGCUCAAGGACAGCAACUUCCGGGUCUCCCAGGGGGCGCUCCAGGCGCUGUCCGCCGCGGCCGUGCUCUCCGGGGAGCACCUCAAGCUCCACUUCAACGGCCUCGUGCCGGCCGUCGUCGAGAGGCUGGGGGACGGGAAGCAGCCUGUGCGGGACGCGGCGAGGCAGCUUCUGAUCACUCUCAUGGAGGUAUCCUCCCCGACCAUCAUCGUCGAAAGAGCUGGUAGUUAUGCUUGGACACAUAGAAGUUGGAGAGUGAGGGAAGAAUUUGCACGCACAGUAACGACAGCUAUUGGACUUUUUGCUUCAACCGAACUCCCUCUUCAGCGAGUUAUUCUUCCUCCUGUUUUGCAGUUGUUGACUGACUCUAAUCAGAGUGUUAGGGAAGCUGCUACUUUAUGUAUUGAGGAGAUGUAUGCACAAGGUGGACCUCAAUUUCGUGAGGAGUUGCACCGUCACCAUCUUCCUUCUUCCAUGCUUAAAGAAAUCAAUGCCAGGUUAGAAAAAAUAGAACCGAAAGUUCAGCCAUCUGAUGGAGUUGGAAUUUCUUAUGUAUCAGCUGAAACCAGACCAUCUUCUGCAAACCAUAAGAAGAGCAGUCCAAAGACCAAGAUGGCUCCUAGAGAAACCUCAUUUUCGAGUGGUGAUAUUGAUGCUACUGAAAAGCCUGUGGCCCCUAUCAAAGUGUACUCCGAGAAGGAACUGAUGAGAGAAAUGGAAAAGAUUGCAUCUACACUAGUGCCAGAGAAAGAUUGGUCGCUUCGCAUUGCUGCCAUGCAAAGAGUUGAAAGCUUGGUCUAUGGAGGUGCUACAGAUUAUCCAUCAUUUCUUGCACUCCUAAAGCAACUGGGUGCUCCUCUCAGUACUCAGCUAUUGGAUCGACGUUCUAGCAUUGUGAAACAGGCCUGUCAUCUGUUAAACUUACUAUCAAAGGAACUGAUGGGCGACUUUGAAGCUUGUGCUGAUAUGCUCAUUCCGGUGCUUUUGAAGCUUGUUGUGAUCACUGUUCUUGUGAUUGCGGAAUCUGCAGAUAAUUGUAUUAAAACGAUGUUGCGUAACUGCAAAGUUGCUCGUGUGCUCCCUCGGAUAGCUGAUGUUGCAAAGAAUGACAAGAGUGCAGUUCUUCGUGCUAGGUGUUGUGAAUAUGCACUUCUAAUACUGGAGUACUGGGCUGAUGCUCCUGAAAUACAGCGGUCAGCAGAUCUUUAUGAAGACCUGAUCAAGUGUUGUGUAGCAGAUGCAAUGAGUGAGGUGCGUUCAACUGCUCGUACUUGCUAUCGGAUGUUCACAAAAACUUGGCCAGAUCGUUCCCGGCGACUGUUUUUAUCAUUUGAUCCUGUCAUACAGAGGAUAAUAAAUGAAGAGGAUGGAGGUAUGCAUAAAAGAUAUGCUUCUCCUUCUCUCCGUGAAAGGGGAGUACAGUUUUCUCGUGCUCCCUCUCAAGCCAGUAGCGCAAACGUAGUUGGAUAUGGUACCUCUGCUAUUGUUGCAAUGGACAAGAGUGCAACUAUUUCCACAGGGACAUCUCUUUCCUCGGCUAGCCUCCUUUCACAAUCCAAGACACUUGGCAAAAGUUCAGAAAGAAGCCUUGAGAGUGUGCUUCAUGCAAGCAAACAGAAGGUGUCUGCUAUUGAAAGUUUAUUGAAAGGUGUGAGCAUAUCUGAGAAACAUAACUUCACAAGUGCACGCUCUACCAGCUUGGAUCUAGUUGCACUCUUAAUGCUGUAUGCUAUGCUUAGCAAGCCUGCAAGAGCGAAAAGUAUUUUACCUCAUUUUGCUCCUAGUGCAGGAGUUGAUGCUCCAUCCACUCGUGAUCCGCUGGUUCCUAGUGUUUCUUCUCCGGAUCUUUUCUCUGCACAGAGCUCAGUAUUGGCUGACUCAAUUGUUGCAAACAUUACGAAAGGCAGCAACAGGAAUGGUGGCUCUAAUAUGUCUGAGGUCCUGAGUUCUCAGGUCCAACAAUCCAGAGACCCUUUGAAAUUGUCUCACCUCAGUCAUGUAACAUCUGAUACCCUGUCAUCUUUGUCAUUGUCUUACAUGAGAAGAUCUUCUGAACGAUUGCAAGAAAUAAGUGGCAGUGAAGACAAUGUUGAUCUCAGGUUAAGUAGACGGCUUCCGAGUAUCCAUACUGAUAGACAAUAUCUGGAGACACCUUAUAAGGAUUCUGGCUAUAGGGAUUCACAGAAUAGUUACAUUCCUAACUUUCAGCGACCUCUUUUAAGGAAGCAGGUGACAGGAAGGACUCUUGCAAGUAGCAGAAGUAGUUUUGAUGAUAGUCAAAUCCCAGCAAGUGAAAUGUCUAGCUAUAUCGAUGGUCCAGCAUCACUAAGUGAUGCACUCACUGAGGGACUAAGCCCUAGUUCAGACUGGGUAGCUAGGGUUUCCGCAUUUAAUUAUCUCUGGAGUUUGUUGCAGCAGGGGCCAAAGGGUAUUUUGGAGAUUACGCAGAAUUUUGAGAAGGUUAUGAAAUUGUUUUUCCGAUACUUGGAUGAUCCUCACCAUAAAGUUGCACAGGCAGCUUUUUCCACUCUUGCAGAAAUUAUUCCAUCAUGCAGAAAGCCUUUUGAGAGUUACCUGGAAAGAACAUUGCCACAUGUCUUUUCUAGAUUAAUUGAUCCAAAGGAACUGGUAAGGCAACCAUGUUCAGCAACACUGGAGAUAGUUGGUAAGACAUACAAUAUUGAUUCUCUUCUUCCAGCACUUCUUAGAUCUUUGGAUGAGCAGAGAUCUCCUAAAGCAAAGUUGGCUGUUAUUCAAUUUGCAAAUAAUUCCUUUAAUAAACAUACAAUAAAUGCUGAUGGCUAUAGUAACAACGGAUUUCUUAAGCUAUGGCUUGCUAAGUUAGCACCUUUGGUAAAUGAUAAAAAUGUAAGGCUGAAGGAAGCAUCCAUAUCUGGCAUCAUAUCAGUUUACUCCCAUUUUGAUCCAACAGCAGUCUUAAAUUUUAUUCUCAGUCUUUCUGUUGAAGAGCAGAACUCAUUAAGACGGGCACUUAAGCAGUAUACGCCUCGUAUAGAGGUUGAUCUUAUGAACUUUUUGCAGAAUAAGAAAGAACGUCAAAGGUCAAAACCAUUUUAUGACCAAUCGGAUGUUGUUGGAACUUCUUCCGAGGAAGGUUAUGUUGGUGCAUCGAAGAAAAGUCACCAUUUUGGUCGUUAUUCAGCCGGUUCAGUUGACGAUGAAGGAGAGAAGAAGUGGAGUUUAACUCAUGAAUUGACACAACUUGAUGUUUCCAUUGGUAAAGCAGCUACUGAUGAGUCUCAUCACCCAUUCGAGAAUAUUGAUGACUGCGGUUCUGACCCUUUAUCACAAGGUACUGGGUCAGUUAAUAAUUGCUUACAGAAAACAGAGAUGACUAUUGAGCAUGAGAGUUCUGUGUUGACUCCACGUCUAGAUAUCAAUAGACUGGUUAGUUCUGAUGGACAUAAGGCUGCUGAUAUGAAUCAUGGUGGUGAAAUCAGUAUAAGUUCUGAGUUCAAUAAUGAGAAGCUUAGUUCUGCAAAAGCCAUUCUCCCAGGAGACAGUGGGCCAAGUAUUCCCCAACUUCUUCAUCAGAUUUGCAAUAUUAAUGAUGUGAACUCAAGUUCAGAGAAACAAGAUGCACUACAACAGCUGGUUGAAGUUUCAUUGAAAAAUGAUACCUCUGUCUGGACCAAGUAUUUCAAUCAGAUCUUAACAGCUGUGCUUGAGGUGUUGGAUGAUUCUGAUUCUUCAGUACGGGAGCUUGCUCUUUCUUUGGUUGUUAGGAUGCUUAACAAUCAGAAAAGUGAGAUGGAAGAUUCUAUUGAAAUUGUUACUGAAAAAUUGCUUCAUGUGACAAAAGACGUGGUUGUGAAGGUUUCAAGUGAAGCAAACCAAUGCUUGAAUAUAAUCUUAUCACAAUUUGAUCCAUUCCAAUUCCUUAGUGUCAUUGUACCUUUGUUGAUCAGUGAUGAUGAAAAGACACUUGUCAUUUGUAUCAACUGUUUAACCAAGCUUGUUGGUCGACUUCCACAUGAAGAUUUGAUGAAACAUUUGCCUUCCUUUUUGCCGGCGUUGUUUAAUGCAUUCAAAAACCAGAGUCCAGAUGUGAGGAAGACUGUUGUUUUCUGUUUGGUGGAAAUUUAUAUCAUGCUUGGGAAGUCAUUCUUACCACAUUUGGAGGGUCUGAGUAGCACGCAACUUAGGCUAGUGACUAUCUAUGCAAACCGAAUUUCACAGGCAAGGUCUGGUGCUCCGAUUGAUCAUUAAAUGUCUUCUGUGUAUUGUUUGUUUUUGGUGAGGCGAGGUUGUGUAUUUGUAUAGUGUAACCAUUGUCCCUUGGUAUCGGACAUUGUAUGCGCUGUUGUUUUUUUCUUUUCUUUUUUUUUUCUUUCCUGAUUGAUGGUUUCCGGGACGGGGCUUUGUUGGAGAUGGGUGAGUUUAUUUAUCAUGCUGUACAGAAGCAUGUAACCGGAGCUUCCGUCGAUCCUGUAUUGUUCAUUGCUCAGUGAUUACAGGGUAAUGGUGUUAUCUAACAUGACAAGUAUGUUUUGAGCA